Molecule: messenger RNA, 4264 nt
Organism: Pipistrellus kuhlii (Kuhl's pipistrelle)
Lineage: Eukaryota; Metazoa; Chordata; Mammalia; Chiroptera; Vespertilionidae
Gene: TUB
Product: TUB bipartite transcription factor
Exons: 12
Coding region: 369-1868 (499 amino acids)
Biological process (GO): protein localization to cilium
Cellular component (GO): cilium
Source: RefSeq, a predicted model, not a curated record
GGAGGGGACGGGAGGGGAGGCGCCGCCGCCCAGCGGAGCUCGGACCUUCGGCGCCGGGAGCCCUUGCGGAGGCGCGGGGCCGGAGCCGCCCGCCUCUCCACGUCCCCGGGCGCACGCCGCCCGCCCGCCUCCGGGCCGCCCCGCGCUCCGCGCUCCGGGCUCCGGGCUGCCUCCCCCGCCGCGCCCGCCGCCGCCGCUCGGAGCCCGCGGCAGGGGCCCUGGCGAGCGGCGCGGGCCUUGGCGGGGCCCAGCGCCCCGGCCCGGGAGGAUGCGGCCCGGGGCGGCCGGGGAGCUGAGCUGGGCCCCCGCGCCGACCCUCUGGGGCCCGGGCCUCCGGAGCCGCCGCCGCCGCCCCGCCCCCGACAGACAUGACUUCCAAGCCGCAUUCCGACUGGAUUCCCUACAGUGUCUUAGAUGAUGAGGGCAGCAACCUGCGACAGCAGAAACUCGACCGGCAGCGGGCCCUGCUGGAGCAGAAGCAGAAGAAGAAGCGCCAGGAGCCGCUGAUGGUGCAGGCCAAUGCCGACGGGCGGCCUCGGAGCCGGCGGGCCCGGCAGUCGGAGGAGCAGGCCCCCCUGGUGGAGUCCUACCUCAGCAGCAGUGGCAGCACCAGCUACCAAGUUCACGAGGCCGACCCACUUGCCAUUGUGCAGUUGGGAGCUGCCCGCCCAACAGCACCAGCCUCAGCCAAGAGAACCAAGGCCGCAGCCGCCUCGAAGAAGGGGAAGAAGGGGAAGCACAAAGGCACCGGCGGGCCAGCCGCUCUGGCCGAAGACGAGGCUGAGGCGCGAGGCCCGGUGCAGAUCCUGACCGUGGGCCGGCUGGACCCCGCCCAGGGCGCAGGGGCGACGGCAGCCGGCGCGGGCACGGCGCCCAGCGGGCAGGACCUCCGUGCCACGAUGCAGAGGAAGGGCAUCUCCAGUAGCAUGAGCUUUGAGGAGGAAGAGGAGGAUGAGGAGGAAUACAGCUCCAGUUCCUCCCAGCUAAACAGCAAUACCCGCCCCAGCUCAGCCACUAGCAGGAAGUCCGUCAGGGAGGCAGCCUCAGCCCUCAGCCCAUCAGCCCCCGAGCCCUCGGCAGAAGUUGAGGUCCAGGAUCUGGAGGAGUUUGCACAGAGGCCAGCUCCCCAGGGCAUCACCAUCAAGUGCCGCAUCUCGAGGGACAAGAAGGGGAUGGACCGGGGGAUGUACCCCACCUACUUCCUGCACCUGGACCGAGAGGACGGGAAGAAGGUGUUCCUCCUGGCGGGAAGGAAAAGGAAGAAGAGCAAAACAUCCAAUUACCUCAUCUCCGUGGACCCUACCGACUUGUCUCGAGGCGGGGACAGCUACAUCGGGAAACUGCGAUCCAACCUCAUGGGCACUAAGUUCACCGUCUAUGACAACGGAGUCAACCCCCAGAAGGCGUCCUCCUCCACACUGGAAGGUGGGACCCUGCGCCAGGAGCUGGCCGCCGUGUGCUACGAGACAAACGUCUUAGGUUUUAAGGGACCGCGGAAGAUGACGGUGAUUGUCCCAGGCAUGAACAUGGUUCACGAGAGAGUCUGUAUCCGGCCCCGAAACGAGCACGAGACGCUGCUGGCGCGCUGGCAGAACAAGAACACGGAGACUAUCAUCGAGCUGCAAAACAAGACGCCUGUCUGGAAUGACGACACGCAGUCCUACGUUCUCAACUUCCACGGGCGCGUCACCCAGGCCUCCGUGAAGAACUUCCAGAUCAUCCACGGCAACGACCCGGACUACAUCGUGAUGCAGUUCGGCCGCGUGGCGGAGGACGUGUUCACCAUGGACUACAACUACCCGCUGUGCGCGCUGCAGGCCUUCUCCAUCGCCCUGUCCAGCUUCGACAGCAAGCUGGCCUGUGAAUAGAGGCCUCCUCCCGUCCGUCGGGCCUGCCCGCCCCCUGUACAUAGGCCUCCUGCCGAUGAACCCGUGGCUCUCGGGGGGGCCGCCUGGCCCCGCUGGCCAGGAACUGGCUCCGCCGCCGCCGAGAGGCAGAGAAGUGGGGUGUGUGUAAAGGGCCCACGGUGAAUUCUCUCUGUGCCCCAGGAUCCACACACACACACACACACACACACCCAGUCUUGGGUUAGCGUCCUGCUGCAGUCGUGUUUGCCAAGCUGCGAAGGCAGGAAGAGGUGUAGAGAGAGGAAGCACAAUGCCGGGCUGCUGGGGCCCAGCCACCCACUCCACCAGGAGUCCACGGCCCCGGGUCCCCACAGGGAGGGGCACAGUGAGUGUGGGUGUGGAGGGCCGUCUCCGUCACCCAGCAAAGGGCUUGGCAGCCGAGCCUGGCCCUUAGCUGCAGGAAGUCCCUGACCUCAGCAGGCCUCAGCCAAGCCUGGGAGAGGUCACAGGUAGGGGAAGGGUCAGUGGCAGGACCCUGUCAAGGUUGCAGGGGCCUGGCGGUGGGAACUGCCUGGUGGCCUCGGCUUCUAGUGCAUUUGAUUUCUCUAGGUUUUCCCUGUGCACAGAGGCAGCAGGAGGCCAGCCCUCAAGGCCAGCUGUCUUAUGGGGCCUGCAGGACACAGGCUCAGCAUACGGGAGGUGCGUGGACGGGCAUCCUGGACCAGGCUGUCCUGGGAGCUCUGCCCAGCAGUCUGUACAGGAAACAUGGACGGCCUACGUCACCAGCCCGACUCCACACAGGUAGGCGUGCCCGGCCGGGGCUGGUGAGCUCCACGUGCUCUGCCUGGGCUUCAGCUCCUGCUGCCGUGAGCCGAGGUCGUGGCUGCUGAGGGCCGCCCUGCGAGUCCUCGGGAGGAUGGGACAGGCUGGGGAGGGCGGGCGUACUGCAGAAUCCCUACAGAUGAGAGGUGGCAGGACUAUUAGAGACCAACUAGUACAACUCAAAAAACAGUACUCGCCUGGGGUCACCGGGCUGGUGAGUGGCCGAGUCAGAGCCUCAGCUCCCUGGAUUUCUGUGUUCCCACCAUCCCCCCGAAAAAACCUUUUUCUCUGGCUUCCGGGCCUUCCCGGGGGCCCAGUCUGGAUGCUCUCGCCCCAGAUGAGAUGGUGCGUGUUUGGGGUGGGGAGGCUAUAGACUGAAAUGGAAACUAUUUCAGUGGAUUGGCAGUUCCCUGCUGAAAGCCGUCUCGCCUUUUGCACGUCAGACGGAUCAGGACCGACCCGUGUCUGGCUCCCCCAGAGAGCAGGCCUGGCGAGGCUGCUGCCCAUUUUUGCAUGUGGGUGUGCUGGGCAGUGCGUGUGCAGGAUGGGGCCUGAUCUCUCCUUCCCCCAACAUGCUCUUCUCCCUGAGCACAGGGGCACCCCCUCUUGCCUUUUUGUCGUUUUCCCUGGUUCACUCUGCAGAGGCUAUUGGCCCCGAUGGAGAGCAGGUCAGUGGGAAGCAAGCAGUGGUUCCUCCCGUCAGAGUAGAUGUGCUUGGGGAGCUGGGUAGAAAUGGAUGCUUUAAAAACCUGUCAGUGAGGCCUGCCAUGAGGUGAAGGAGCUGUUCUGACUCGGGUGGAGGCAGUGUGCUCAGAUUUCCCUGAAGCACAGGUUCCCGUGGGAUUCUCAGAGCAGGUUGUCUGUCAGCCCAGAUCGCCCACACCCGGCAUUUCCUUGAGGCCUCCCGGUGGGACCGUCCCCCGGGCACGGGGCCUUCUGUGGAGGGCUGCCCACUUCCCGGGGAAACCUUGCGGUGCCCUCCUCCUUCCCAUGGUCCCUUUGGCUCUUCCUUUCCUGACGUGGGGAACAGACCUGUUGCCAGUUGGGAUGAUGGAAACCAGAUGAUCUCUGCUGUCUGGUCACGCUGUUUCUCGGAGUGUGAUUUUAAGGCAGAACAGCUGGUGCUGUAUCCUAGUGAGAGGGGAUCCUGGGGGCAGCGUGGAGGAACCAGAAGCACAACGGCAAACUCCCGCUUUUGGUAGGACCAGAAUGUGGGCUGACUGCUCGCUGCUUGUGCAGGGGUAGCUUAGCAACAAGACCGUGUUGGGUAUUGAGUGAUAAACAAGAACAGUUGUCACCUGCUCGAGACCCAGCCUCAGGUCUAUUCUUACGGUCCUGUUCCUGGUGACACUGGCUGUCCUGGACCACUGCCCCAGGAUACACACACACACGCACGCCCAGGAGCUGUGGGCCCAAAGACUCGAAGCUGCCAGGGCCCCGCCUCUCCAUAGUAAGAGUUCUUGCCCUCCGCCUAGAUGGCCCUUGGUUGGCACUCGAUGAUAGAAUGGGCAGUCCCUGUGGGUGUGGGACAGCAGGCGCCCCUUCUGGGACUGCUCCUGGCUCCAUGGCUCCUUUUGGGGCCACACCCCAAACCU